AUGUCAAUCCCCACUGAGAAGUCACUCGCCGUGGCGGCAUCAACCAAUGCUGAAAAGGCACCAUACCAAGUGAAGCUUCCCGUUGCCAACGAUACCCCAGCGGCUGAACAAGCAUUUUCGCCAAGCCGACAACAAUGGUACCAAUGGUUUGCGCCUGAUGACACACCAGAGGAACGUCGGCUUAUCAUCAAGUUAGACUGCUUGAUCAUGGUCUUUGUCUUUCUGGCUUAUUGGGCCAAGGUCUUGGAUUCAUCGGCGACAAGCACUGCUUACGUUAGCGGAAUGAAAGAAGACCUCAGGCUCUAUGGCAAUGAGUUGAACUACCUGAACACAACUUACAUGUAUGUGGUUCUGUACUCGUCUCGGGUCGACCUUGAGUCCUCAUCAACUUUCUCACACGAAUCUCGUGAUCUAUCAGCGCACACCAUCGAUGAAAAUGCUAACGUGUCCCAGUAUAAAGUCACUAAUGUCCAUCAACUAUAUGUCAUCCGCUUCUUUGUUGGAGCUGCAGGCAGCCUUUUCUUCCCAGCCGUGCAGUGGUACCUCGGAUGCUGGUACAAACGCUCCGAGCUCAGCAGAAGAGGUGCUUUGUUCUUCAUAGCCAGCCAGAUAGGAGGCAUGAGCUCCGGGUAUAUCCAAAGCGGAGCACAUGCUACCCUGGACGGGAAGCACGGCAUCGAGGGUUGGCGCUGGCUGUACAUUAUCUUUGCAAUUCUCGGGUUUCUUGCCCUGCCUGGCCAGCCAGACAAUUGCAAAUCGCGCAUCCUAACGGCGCGGGAGAUCGAGCUAGCGCAAGCUCGCAUGGCCAAGGAGCACCGAGAGCCACGGAAGCCGCUGAGCUGGUCGUUGAUUAAGACAGUGCUUUCUGGAUGGCACUUCUGGGUGCUUGUCUCGUUCGCCUUCUUCUUCUCGCAGGCCGACGGUGUGUCGUCAAACAGCGGCCUCCCGCUGUGGCUCAAGAAGGAAGGGUACAGCGUCGAGUCGAUCAACACCAUCACUACUGUUUCUCCAGCCGUUACGAUCGUUGCGUCUAUCAUCUGCGGUAUUCUGUCCGACGCUUACGACGCUAAGGUCUCGUUGAUUGCCGCCACGGCUGGACUGAACAUUUUUGCGAGUAUCGUGCUUGCGAUAUGGAAAGUCCCCGUCGAGCUCAAAUUCUUUGCAUUCUUCCUCUCUGGGUCGGCCGAUGGCAUUGCGGCCGUCAUCUACGCGUGGGCAAACGAGAUCUGUGCUGGGGAUGCCGAAGAGCGUGCCAUAGUUAUCAGUAGCAUGAACACCAUAGGGAACACUUUCGGUGCUUGGCUACCCUUAUUUGUCUGGAAGACAGUUGAUGCGCCAAGGUAUCUCAUCGGCUAUAACUGGACUAUCGCUCUUGACUUAUCCAUGCUUGGGAUGCUGUUUGUACUGCGAGCAUACUGGAAUCGUGAGAAGAAGACGCUUUCUGGUUAG
Diaporthe amygdali is the source of this 1449-nucleotide messenger RNA. RefSeq lists its product as uncharacterized. The transcript has 4 exons. Gene Ontology annotation, biological process: transmembrane transport. NCBI's taxonomy places the organism in Eukaryota, Fungi, Ascomycota, Sordariomycetes, Diaporthales, Diaporthaceae. Gene Ontology annotation, cellular component: membrane. The record is from RefSeq and is a predicted model, not a curated record. Gene Ontology annotation, molecular function: transmembrane transporter activity. The coding region runs from base 1 to 1449 and encodes 482 amino acids.